This is a messenger RNA of Candidozyma auris, 486 nucleotides long. RefSeq lists its product as uncharacterized. Gene Ontology annotation, cellular component: mitochondrial inner membrane; mitochondrion. The transcript has a single exon. The record is from RefSeq and is a predicted model, not a curated record. The coding region runs from base 1 to 486 and encodes 161 amino acids. Gene Ontology annotation, biological process: mitochondrial respiratory chain complex IV assembly. NCBI's taxonomy places the organism in Eukaryota, Fungi, Ascomycota, Pichiomycetes, Serinales, Metschnikowiaceae.
AUGGGAUGGUUUGGUGGCUCUCCAUCUAAAGUGUCUGCUGUAAGCGAGGUUCCCGAAAAGAAAGAGUCCGUGUUUCUCGAGGACCUACCUCCCAAGUUUGAAGACAAAAAGCCAGAGCAUCACGAUGUGGCCACUUAUCAAGAAGCACUAAAGAAGGUCAGUCUCUCAGACAUUACGCUUUCCAACUACAUUACUAUGCCAUGCUUCAGAGAGGCGAUGAUGACAGGGUUCUCAGCCAUGGGUGUGUUGGGAGUAGUUACUCUCUUGAUCCACAGAAACCCCGGCAAGUCUGUAAACUGGGGCAUUGGGGGAUUCUUCUUGGGCUCUGUGGUUGGAUUUGAGCAGUGUCGCUCGAUACGAAGAAAGUCUUUUCAGAACGUUGAGAGAGCAAAGCAGGCGAACCAGGCCAAGUUGCAGAGCAAGAUCGCCAGCAAGGAGGAGAAGGAUGAGGCAUUGGAGAAGUUCAACGAGACGCAGAGAAAGUAG